CCGGUGCCUUUUCCUCCUCUUGGAUACACAUCCUCGAGCCGCGCCUGUGAUUGGACGAGCUCUCUUUUGAUGUCACCGGGGGGGCAACCGAAUGAUGGGAAUUUUAACACAUGAACGGAAACGUCAGCGCCGACUCUGACUGGCUGCCUCGCGCGGUCCCCAUUCAGGCUCGCGUGAGAUCCACAGCGAGCCGAGGCUGCCGUUGGACGGUCCACACGUCCGUCUCGAGGAGGCGGGAGGAUCCGGACGACUUUUUCUUUUUUUUUUCUCCCUUCUUCUUCUUCGGCUUCUUUUUUUUCCCUCUUUGCCUCGGUACGGGAGCCGAGCGGGGACCAGCUGGUUACGCGGCGGCCGUGGGUCUCCACCCGAGAGUAUGGCGGCUGGGAUCGCGCUGGAGACCGAGGGGGAGACGGAGACAAGCCAGAGAUGGUGAAAGAGAAACAAAGAGGCGCAAGUUUCUUCAACCAAGUGUCGACACAGCUUCCAGCGUGCGCUGCUUUUCCUCCACUCGGCCUCCUGCCUGAAAACGUUGCGCCUGCACUUCAUUGUAGGGGGGCUGGAGCCAGCGUCUUUUCCCCCCGCUGUCCUCGAUGGAGCAAGUUUGUUUUUUGUUUUUUUCUUUUCUGAUGCAGACAGAGUGGUGAGCUAAGCAGAUGAGAACCCGCACGGUCCACAUCAUCGGGCGAUCUGAUCCUCCUCCCUGUGCACAAUUUCGGACAUACUCGCGGUCCUCGGAUGCCCGUAUAGCUGUCAGUGUCUGGCCUGCACGGGGGGAAUUUCUACAAUGAAAUCCAUCUUGGGGCACCGAGUCUUUGUGCUCCGCCGUAGCUGAGCGGCAGGCGAGCGAAGGCUUGUAUUAUUGACAACCCGUUGAGAAAAAUGGGAAACGGAUGGUGACUGUGAUUUCGUGCGGGGAACAGUUUCUGGGUUCAUUUCAAUGACGCGCGGAGAUUGAGACCGUUUCGACUCGACUGAUAUCCGCGAUGCGCGAGUACAAAGUGGUGGUCCUGGGCAGCGGCGGGGUCGGGAAAUCCGCCCUCACCGUGCAGUUCGUCACCGGGACGUUCAUUGAGAAGUACGACCCCACUAUAGAGGAUUUCUAUCGCAAGGAGAUCGAGGUGGACUCGUCGCCCUCGGUGCUGGAGAUCCUGGACACCGCCGGUACCGAGCAGUUCGCCUCCAUGCGGGACCUUUACAUCAAAAACGGACAAGGAUUCAUACUGGUCUACAGCCUCGUCAACCAGCAGAGCUUCCAGGACAUAAAGCCGAUGAGGGAUCAGAUCAUAAGGGUGAAAAGGUACGAGAAGGUUCCUGUGAUCCUGGUGGGGAACAAGGUUGACCUGGAGAGCGAGCGGGAGGUGUCGUCCAGCGAAGGCCAGGCCCUCGCAGAGGAGUGGGGCUGCCCGUUCAUGGAGACGUCGGCCAAGAGCAAAACCAUGGUAGACGAACUGUUCGCUGAGAUCGUUCGGCAGAUGGACUACGCCGCCCAGCCGGACAAGGAUGACCCCUGCUGCUCCUCUUGCAAUAUACAAUAGCCCCAUGGGCCUCCAAGGAACAGUCCGGGAGCCAGGUCCACUUUAGAGGAGGCCUCAGCAGAGAGAUACACACUUAGACACACAAAUACAUGCACAUGCCAAUUAAACGGAAGACAAAUUCAUGGUUGAACACGAUGGAUUUUGAACUGUAUUGAGCGGAAAAAUCAGCAGCGACAAGAUUAUUAAUAACGACAUGUGAGUCAUGAAUACAUUUUGAACAAGGAAUGCUAGGAAUUUGCCGUGAGAGAAAUUGACAAAAGCAAGCGUGCCCCCCCAUGCCUUAUGUUACUCUCCCUUUUGUUGUUUGGGUCGGUUUUAUCCUUUUCGAGGUCAUGGGGAAAAUCAUCAGCAAUCACAGAAUCAGGAUCUUUACUCUUUAGGUUGCUCUACAGUCUGCUAUAAACGUGUAAAAACAUGUUUUCUCCUGGUUUUGUUUUGCACAGAAUGACGAGAUUCAUUUUUUUUUCUUUGUUACCAUGACCAAGUAUCCAAUCGCAGAUUUCUGAUCAAGUUGUUUUAAAACAUUCAGGAGUAUUUGAUUUGCAGUAUGUACAACCCUCCUCCCAGCUCAUUUUGUGCGGUGGUUGUUUUUUUUUCUACUCAUCACAACAGGGCUGAACCAAAGAGGUGCCCUGAAAGCACCUCCGUUUUCAUAUAUAAGGAAUGGAGAGGAAAAAGCGGUUGAUAAGUCAGUGUCUUUAUUGAAACAUCGAUGCAGUCGUCUCCUUUCCUAUUUUGAGAUACAACAGGAAACGUAAGCAGAGUCUUUUCGAAUAUCGUGUGAUGUUUUGUUUUCCCUCCACCGGGAGACUCUGCCAGCAGAUUGCCGCGUAACAAUAUAACUAACUGCUCCAUCCUGAUGGGACAAAGAGUUCACUUUUCCAGUGUUUGAAACAUCUCUACAGACGAUCUCUCUCUGGGUGUCAUUUAAAAAGUGAAGAUGCCAACAUUUGUCAUACUUUGCGUUUUCCGUUUCUCCUCCGGUAUCAAAAUGAAAAUGGGGUGCUCACGAGUUUCAACAUCCCGAUCCCAUUCUGUCCGUGCUCAGAGUAUUCAAGUCUAUAGUAACAAAUAGUAACAACGAAGGCGAUGAUAAUAAGAAUAACCAAUAGUAGUGUAAAUAUUUUGUAUUGAAAAGUGCCAGCUCCUGAGAAGACACUGACUCGACACAUGUGGAACUGUCAACUGUAUGCAUGGCUAGUGAACAAAAGAAAAAAAAAAAAGGACUCUUACUGUUUGAGCUUAAUAUAGGCUGUGGAAAUGUGCAAAACAAACACAUACAAGUCUGGAUCUGGACACUCUCAACUGUACAUCUGCAGUAUCUUGCCACGGGAGCCAGACUUUCCCCGUGUAACCAUUUUCAUUGUUGAUUUUCUAUUUUUUUAUGUGACCAUUUACUCUUUAUUCCCUCUCUGAAUGGUGACACUGUUACAUUUGACACCUAAACAAUAAAAGUGCGUUCAACACUCGA
Messenger RNA from Acanthopagrus latus (yellowfin seabream), 3006 nucleotides. RefSeq names its product ras-related protein Rap-2a. The transcript is spliced from 2 exons. The record is from RefSeq and is a predicted model, not a curated record. Gene Ontology annotation, biological process: Rap protein signal transduction; negative regulation of cell migration. NCBI's taxonomy places the organism in Eukaryota, Metazoa, Chordata, Actinopteri, Spariformes, Sparidae. Gene Ontology annotation, cellular component: plasma membrane. The coding region runs from base 984 to 1535 and encodes 183 amino acids. Gene Ontology annotation, molecular function: GDP binding; GTP binding; GTPase activity.